Molecule: messenger RNA, 2148 nt
Organism: Endocarpon pusillum Z07020
Lineage: Eukaryota; Fungi; Ascomycota; Eurotiomycetes; Verrucariales; Verrucariaceae
Exons: 4
Coding region: 1-2148 (715 amino acids)
Cellular component (GO): fungal-type vacuole membrane
Molecular function (GO): oligopeptide transmembrane transporter activity
Source: RefSeq, a predicted model, not a curated record
AUGUUCCCUGUGGAAGCAGAGCAGGAACGCUCGCAUUCUAAAUCUGAUAACUUGCCCAAUCCGCAGGGUGGCUCCGUGCAUAACUCGGUCACCACAUCUGAGGCUACGCCGCUUUUGGGCCACACUCCUACUGCCAGAGACACGAUCGAAUCGUUGACGCAGCACCCGCCUAUAUCAGACCCGCUCCUCUAUUCCACUUUCACUUUUCGCGGGCUUGCCAUAGGCCUCGUCCUCGGCACAAUCAUAUGCCUUAUAAACAUCUAUUUCGGUUUGAAGACGGGUCGCGUCACUGGUUUCCCUCUGGCGACUGCAUAUAUCGCUAACAACAUCGCCUGCCAAUUUGGCCCGCCGCUUGGUGUCCCUGAGAAUGUCUUCGUGGUGGCCGUGGCCACGGCAAUGGCAGCGAUGCCUAUGACUGCAGCACUUGUUGGGGUCAUUCCCGCGUUAGAAUAUCUUGUUGGACCCGAAGACGGCGGACCUAUACAGAUUCCAUGGUUCCGCCUUCUGACCUGGUCGGCUGGUGUUUGCGUCUUUGGCCCGAUCCUUGCCAUGGCGUGUAGCAGCUAUUUUCUCAUGUUCAAAGACUUGCCCUUUCCACCAGGUACCGCGACAGCGAUUUUGAUAAAGAGAUUUCAUGCAAAAGCCACGUCUCGAAAUACCUUCACCGGAUCGCGCUUCGAAGAAAGAGGUGAUCCUGGAACAGAUUCCAGUGGCAUGGUGACUGAGCCCAGUGGGUCGAGCCCUUUGGUACAUCAGCGAGAGACGGCAAGCUGGGCUUUUAAUGUUUCUAUUGUGGUCUCUGGGGUAUGGACGCUAGGGGGACAUCUUAUACCAUUGAUUACCUCUCGAUUUGGUCUUACAGCUCUGGAAAGCUGGCCAUGGAAUGUACAGUUUUCUGUCGGAUCCGUUGGUCAGGGAGUGAUCACCGGUCCCAAGGUUGCAUUCUACAUGCUUUUUGGUGCCAUUGUACGGAUGAUAUUGUGUUCAUGGAUCUCAACGAAAAUGAAUUGGCAACCCGAUAAAAACGAUGACUGGGACGGUUUCAGAGGCUGGAUAGUAUGGCCAAGUCUGGCAGCGUUGCUUGCACAUUGUCUGGUCAAUUUUGUCUGGGCGUGCACGAAGCGUUCGAUCCUUUCCGUUUUUCGAGGCACUGCAACCUCACCUUGUUUGGGAGACACUGCCUUACCACAACACUCCAAUGCAGGGUCGCCCAAUAUCACAAGCUCAGCAAGUAGCGUUGAAGAUCGCCCUGCCGUGACAGAACGUGCAAUAGAAACACGAAAUUCCGUGUACUCCGGUAUAUCUUCAAAGCAGAUUGGUCUUUGUCUCGCUUUGGCCACGCUUUUGUGUAUCGCCUCUGCCAAACUCUCCCUUGCCGAGUCUGCGACAUGGAUCCAGUUACUUCUCGUUGUCUUACUCGCUCUUCCCCUUAGCAUCGUAGCCAUACAAGCAAUGGGACAGACUGGCAUGAAUCCAGUGUCUGCUCUGGGCAAGGUAGCUCAAAUAGCAUUUGGAUUAAUUGUUGCCCGCACAAGUUCGAAUGCUAUCAUUGUCAAUCUGAUUGCUGGAGCAAUCGCCGAGUCCGGCGCAUGCCAGGCCGCGGACCUGAUGUGCGACCUUAAAGCAGGGUCUCUCCUUAAAGCCUCACCCGACGAUCUGCUCAAGGGCCAACUGGUAGGAUCACUAGUCGGAGCAUUUGUAGCCAGCAGUUCCUACGCACUUUUCACCUGGUCCUACCUCCCGAAUCCCGGCACUGUAGCCGCGCCCGUCGACAUGCCGUCUGCUCACAUGUGGUUCGAGGCGGCUAAGCUUUGUGCCGGUAAGGGGCUGCCCGAAGAGGCUGUAGGGGUUUCUAUCGUGAUGGCGCUAGUUUUCACCAUAAUAGCUGCUGUGAAGAUCGGGUUUGCAGAGGCGUGGUGGGGUUGUCUAAUCCCAGAUGGUGUUUCGUUUGCGUUAGGAAUGUUCAAUGUGUGGAGCUUGACGGCGGGAUGGGUGAUCGGAGGUCUUGUCCAUUGGUGUUGGUCCAGGUACUACAGGGGCGAGGAGGACGUUAUCAUACUGAUCGCGAGUGGCUUGAUGCUUGGGGAAGGGGGGGUGGAGCUUGCUUCGAUACUCCUCAAACUGGCCUGGAACUUGGUCUUCAAGUGA